AUGCCUCUUUUAAACAACAAAGUGGGUGACGAUGGCACUGCCAGAACACCACAUACCUUGGAAGAAGGGAAGGCUCUUGUUGAGUCAUUGAUUAAGGUGGUGGCAUGUUAUCGGCACCUGGCUUCAUGUGUGGGCGGGUGCACAGACGACUUGAAACUGCGAGAGGAGUUGAGGCAAACAAGAGAGAAGGCCCAAAAUCUCAGUGUGGCAAACCGUCAGCAUCUCACAGCACGACUACGGGACAAAGGUCUGACCCCAGAGGAGCGAAUGGAGAUGGAGCUGUUAUGGGUGGCCUUCUCCUCCAGUCUGGAGCUCCUCUAUGCUGACAUGUGUAAAGUCUGUAACAUGGGUAACAUCUUUCCCCUAUCCAAAAGCAAUGGCUUAGUGCAGACUGGCCUUCAAGGAGAGACCGAUGGAGUGGCAGCUCGGGCACUCAGUCAUCCAGACUUAACCGAUUCCCAGGUUCCUGAGAAUGUGGAGGAAGUGGAACAAAGCCAGUUGGAGGAGGAGAUAUCCCAGGUGGACCUCAUGAUUGAGGACAUGGAGCUGAAGGUCAACGUUCUUCGCUGGACGGUGGAGCCACGUGGACCACAGUACGCCGACCCAGUCAGCACUGACAGCGCCUCGCUGACCAUGUUCUCUGUAGACGAAGAGGAUCCUGGCCAUCAGCGCCUCUGCCAGCCCAGCCAGAUCUUUAUAUUGUUGUUGCUGUGCGCUGUCGCCGUGGUAGCAGCCGUGUUGUCUGUCUGCGUGGUCUAUUUCUCCUGA
Molecule: messenger RNA, 768 nt
Organism: Hypomesus transpacificus
Lineage: Eukaryota; Metazoa; Chordata; Actinopteri; Osmeriformes; Osmeridae
Product: regulator of G protein signaling 9 binding protein
Exons: 3
Coding region: 1-768 (255 amino acids)
Biological process (GO): G protein-coupled receptor signaling pathway
Cellular component (GO): neuron projection
Source: RefSeq, a predicted model, not a curated record